Ceratotherium simum simum (southern white rhinoceros) is the source of this 4120-nucleotide messenger RNA. NCBI's taxonomy places the organism in Eukaryota, Metazoa, Chordata, Mammalia, Perissodactyla, Rhinocerotidae. The record is from RefSeq and is a predicted model, not a curated record.
CAUUGCAGCCCAUCUUGAGAAAGCCAUGGCAGAGUCAGUUAAGAAACAUCAGUCUAGCACUUCUGAACCUUCUCUUCCAGCAACUUUAGUCCCCAACAGCAUCUCCUUUAAUACUGAUGGUUCCAUCCAAUAUAAAGAAAAGCCAUAUUCCUCUGCCUCUGAAGCCCUAGAUGCUUACAUUGACGAUUUUCAUUUAAGCUGUGAGCUUCCUGAUAUUGAUGAUACAGAGGGUAACUUGGAUCACAGCCCUCUUGAGCUUCUUGCUAAACUAAACAGUGAUGAGAGUCCCUACACUAAAUCCGCCAGCCAGACAAAGCCGCCUGAUGGAGCGUUGGCUGUGAGGAGACAGAGCAUCCCAGAGGAGUUCAAGGGCUCCACUGUGGUUGAGCUGAUGAAGAAGGAAGGCACGACCCUCGGGCUGACGGUAUCGGGCGGAGUCGAUAAGGAUGGCAAGCCUCGAGUGUCAAAUCUGCGGCAAGGAGGAAUUGCUGCCAGAAGUGAUCAGCUGGAUGUGGGUGACUACAUCAAAGCAGUGAAUGGGAUCAAUCUGGCCAAAUUCCGCCAUGACGAGAUCAUCAGCUUGCUGAAGAAUGUUGGGGAGAGAGUGGUUCUUGAAGUCGAGUAUGAGCUGCCUCCCGUCUCUGUUCAAGGAUCAAGUGUUAUUUUCCGGACGGUGGAGGUCACAUUACAUAAAGAAGGCAAUACCUUUGGUUUUGUGAUACGAGGGGGAGCACACGAUGACAGAAAUAAAUCUCGACCAGUUGUGAUAACAUGUGUUCGUCCAGGAGGGCCUGCUGACAGAGAGGGCACUAUCAAACCUGGCGAUAGGUUGCUCAGUGUGGAUGGAAUUCGGCUUCUUGGAACCACGCAUGCUGAAGCCAUGAGUAUUCUUAAACAGUGUGGCCAGGAAGCAACGCUGCUGAUAGAAUAUGAUGUCUCAGUAAUGGAUUCCGUGGCUACAGCAUCUGGGCCACUACUAGUUGAAGUUGCCAAAACUCCUGGUGCCAGCCUUGGCGUUGCCCUCACUACCUCGAUGUGCUGUAACAAACAGGUCAUCGUCAUAGACAAAAUCAAAUCUGCCAGUAUCGCAGACAGGUGCGGGGCCCUGCACGUGGGAGAUCAGAUCCUGUCCAUUGACGGGACCAGCAUGGAGUACUGCACACUAGCAGAAGCAACCCAGUUCCUGGCAAACACCACCGACCAGGUCAAGCUGGAGAUUCUUCCACAUCAUCAGACCCGCCUGGCCCUGAAGGGCCCUGACCACGCAGCAAUGGUGUCUUCAUCCUUCUCUCCUACCUCCAUGAGUGCAUACAGCCUGAGUUCCCUGAACAUGGGGACUUUACCUCGAAGCCUCUACUCCACUAGCCCACGGGGAACCAUGAUGAGGAGGAGACUGAAAAAGAAAGACUUCAAAAGCUCACUGUCUUUAGCCUCUAGCACGGUGGGCCUGGCUGGGCAGGUUGUUCACACGGAAACCACAGAGGUUGUGCUGACAGCAGAUCCCGUCACAGGAUUUGGAAUCCAACUGCAGGGCAGUGUGUUUGCCACAGAGACUCUCUCUUCCCCACCUCUGAUUUCCUAUAUCGAAGCGGACAGUCCGGCAGAGAGAUGUGGAGUGCUACAGAUUGGAGACAGAGUGAUGGCCAUUAAUGGAAUUCCUACCGAAGACAGCACCUUCGAGGAAGCCAAUCAGCUCCUCCGAGACUCUUCCAUCACGAGCAAGGUCACUCUGGAAAUCGAGUUUGAUGUUGCAGAGUCUGUCAUCCCCAGUAGUGGAACAUUUCACGUAAAACUCCCCAAGAAGCACAAUGUGGAACUUGGAAUAACCAUAAGUUCACCAUCCAGUAGAAAACCAGGAGACCCCCUUGUCAUAUCAGAUAUCAAAAAAGGCAGUGUGGCACACAGAACUGGAACCCUGGAACUUGGGGACAAGUUACUUGCAAUAGACAACAUCCGGCUGGACAACUGUUCCAUGGAGGACGCGGUUCAGAUCCUCCAGCAGUGCGAAGAACUGGUGAAGCUCAAAAUCCGCAAAGAUGAGGAUAAUUCAGAUGAGCAAGAAAGUUCCGGAGCAAUUAUUUACACCGUGGAGCUUAAGCGCUAUGGGGGGCCCCUUGGCAUCACAAUUUCAGGAACUGAAGAGCCGUUUGAUCCUAUAAUCAUUUCCAGCCUCACGAAAGGGGGAUUAGCUGAAAGAACUGGCGCGAUCCACAUAGGAGACCGAAUCCUAGCCAUCAACAGCAGCAGCUUGAAAGGGAAGCCUCUGAGUGAAGCCAUCCAUUUGUUACAGAUGGCAGGAGAGACUGUCACCUUGAAAAUUAAGAAACAGACAGAUGCUCAGUCAGCAUCAAGUCCCAAGAAAUUCCCCAUUCCCAGCCACCUGAGUGACCUGGGAGAUGUGGAAGAGGACCCCUCCCCAGCACAGAAGCCAGGCACGCUCAGCGAUGUGUACUCCUCCACCGUGCCCAGUGUGGACAGUGCUGUGGACUCAUGGGAUGGCUCUGGAAUCGAUGCCAGCUAUGGGAAUCAAGGCACUGGCUUCCAGGCCUCAGGUUACAACUUCAACACCUACGACUGGAGGAGUUCCAAGCAGAGAGGCAGCUUGUCCCCGGUCGCGAAGCCGCGGAGCCAGACUUACCCAGAUGUGGGGCUGAGCAGUGAAGACUGGGACCGGUCCACGGUCAGCGGUUUCACAGGGGCUCCGGACAGCACCGAGGCCGAGCAAGAGGAGAACUUCUGGUCGCAAGCUCUGGAGGACUUAGAGACCUGUGGGCAGUCGGGAAUUCUGAGAGAACUCGAGGAGAAAGCUGACAAGCGUGUGUCUUUGAGAAAGAUGAGUCUCUUGGCAACAAUCAUGUCGGGGAGCACGGUGAGUUUGAAUCAUGAGGCCCCGACACCCCGCAGUCAGCUGGGGCGACAGGCCAGCUUCCAGGAACGGAGCACCUCGCGGCCACACUAUAGCCAGACAACUCGGAGCAACACCCUGCCCUCAGAUGUGGGCAGGAAGUCGGUGCCCCUGAGAAAAAUGAAGCAAGACAUAAAGGAGGUCAUGUCCCCGACUCCUGUGGAGCUGCACAAGGUGACCUUGUACAAGGGCUCUGACAUGGAAGACUUUGGGUUCAGUGUAGCCGAUGGCUUGCUGGAGAAAGGAGUAUAUGUCAAAAAUAUUCGCCCAGCUGGGCCAGGAGAUCUUGGUGGUUUAAAGCCCUAUGACAGGCUCCUACAGGUGAAUCACGUCCGAACGAGAGACUUUGACUGUUGCCUUGUGGUGCCCCUCAUCGCAGACUCUGGUAAUAAGCUGGAUCUGGUCAUCAGCAGAAACCCACUGGCUUCACAGAAAUCUGUAGAACAGACUCUACCGGGAGGAGAACGGAGCGACCAGAACAGUGCUUUUUUCCAGCAGCCGAGCCAUGGCGGUAACUUAGAGAUGCGAGAACCCACUAAUACGUUAUAGCGACGCUUCCUGUAAAGCAGGACGAGAGACGCUAUCUACAUGGUGCUAAAAAGCCCUCUGAUUUCUGUGACGUUUGAAGCACAGAGAAUCACAUGGCAUUAACUGCAAGCACAGGGGUCUUUUAAAUCUCUCAUGGUUCAUGUACACUUCCCUUUCCAAGUUGAAGAGGUUUCUUUUUUGGUGACCACUAUGGUAUGAGGCAGGCAACUCCCUGCCAGGCCCAAUGGUAGAGAAAACGAAAAAUAGGCAGGCCACCCCUCCCCACAAUUAACAUCAGAGGAAAUUUUUUACAAGUUCAUCUUCCUACCACUUUUUAAAAAGAAAAAUGUCUGUCUGAAAAUAAUCUCUAUGCUCAUUUCCGUAAUUCACUUUGCAACCAGUUUCUUACUAUGAAGUCGUUCAUGUAAGAACUUGACCACAAGACUUUUCGUACAGCUGGCUCUACUAUGGGAACCGGAGUUUGGUAAGCUGCUGGGGCUGCUGUGGGAGGGGUUCAGGUAUAGAAUUAUGUUACCUUCAGACAUCUCAGCGGUGAUGCACGUAGGGAGACCAUAAUAGGUGGUGGUAAGUGUUUGCCCAAGUAUAGGAAUGAUUUUAACUACGAUGUAUGCUAUUCCCUAUGCAACAAAUAUCAAACAGGAUAUGUCUUGUGACCUGUUUUUUUUU